Molecule: messenger RNA, 780 nt
Organism: Penicillium verrucosum
Lineage: Eukaryota; Fungi; Ascomycota; Eurotiomycetes; Eurotiales; Aspergillaceae
Exons: 2
Coding region: 1-780 (259 amino acids)
Source: RefSeq, a predicted model, not a curated record
AUGCCAACUCCAAUCCCCGGUUUCCUCCUCCCACGAGGCCCACCUUCAGCAUUGACCGUGCGCGCCCUCCAACGCCAAAGCGCGCGACGCAGCUUCACCUCAACCAGCGCGGCGUUGAGGAAAGCUAGCAAGAGCAACACCAAUGCCAAUUCCAAACCCCGCGUUCUUGCAAAGCCCGACAGAUUCCGCCCGCCUUCUCACCCCCAACGUCUCACGACUCCAUCGCCGAAGAACGCACCCCCAGGCCAACCAUUCGAGUAUGGCCCGCGCACGACGGAAAAAGAACGUGUGCAGCAGAGCAAGACGCAGUACCCGGGAAUGUUCCCACCGGAGGGGACGGUGAUGUUUAAGUUCCUAACGAGCAAGUGGAUCCACAUUUGGAUUGCGAUGAGCGUUCUAAUUUCCUGUGCGGGAUUCACCUUCACAACAAACUUCAAAGCAACCUCGCCAUUCGCACACCUGCUACCAUCCUGGUCGAGUCUGCUGACCUCGCCCGUCGGCACGAUCUCACAGGUAUUCUCUGUGUGGCGCAUGCAUGUGGAACACAACUCGAUGCGCGUGCGGGAGCAACGACACCGUCGGGUUGAGGAUGCCGAGAAGAGAAAGCAGUAUCGUGUUGCGCAUGGGCUUGAGGAGCCGGAGCCUGAGAAGAAGAACGAAGAUAGUAAGGAGGUUGAUUUACAGUCGCCUGUUGCUGCUGUUGAGGGGGCGGAGGAUAAGGAGUUUGUUGAUUGGGAGGGGAAUAAGAGACCUGUUAAGAAGUGGUUGGGGAUUUGGUGA